Messenger RNA from Armigeres subalbatus, 699 nucleotides. Its product is annotated as general odorant-binding protein 83a-like. Gene Ontology annotation, molecular function: odorant binding. Lineage: Eukaryota; Metazoa; Arthropoda; Insecta; Diptera; Culicidae. The transcript is spliced from 2 exons. The coding region runs from base 142 to 591 and encodes 149 amino acids. The record is from RefSeq and is a predicted model, not a curated record.
UUCAUGGUUUGUCCUGAACAAAUAGACAUCAUGUGCUGCUAAUCACAACACAUUCAAAUUGCCCAAGCAAAUAAAUCUGUUUCCAUCUUCAAAAAGACUUUCCCGGUUGAGUUGAGUCGUUAGUCUUCGUUUGUUUAUAAAAUGUGCCGCAGGUUAGUCCUGGUGUGUUUCAUGCUGCUAUGGUCGAACAAUGCGAAAGCUUCGCAAAAUUUAACCGCGCUACGGGGAGCGGACUACCCUCCGAUGUAUUUAGUGAGCCUGGUGAAGGCCGCGCUGGACAAAUGCCACGAGCAGAUCCACAUUGAUGAUGCGGUGAUUCAACAGUUCAGGGACGACGGAGAUUUCGAAGGAACCGAACAGCUGGGGUGUUACUUGCAUUGUGUAUUUCGCGAGAAAGGCUACUGGAUUCCCGAGAAAAGGGAAAUCGAUAUCAUGAAGAUAUUGGACAUCGUUCCGAAGGAUUUCGAGCAAGCUGCUCUGAAAAUGGGUCUGAGGUGCAUGAAGGUGAAAGGUGACGAUGACUGUGCCAGGUCGUUGUGGUAUCACUCCUGCUGGAAGAAGAAUGAUCCUGCGCAUUAUUACUUAAUUUAGUUGACGACAGAUCAACACAUGGGACAGCAGUUUUUAUGCUGGAAUGUUAAAAGCUGUUAACUCAUGAAGUUAGAGCCCAAUAAAUACAUUUGAUGGAAACAAUAUCAG